This is a messenger RNA of Chondrus crispus (carragheen), 1034 nucleotides long. RefSeq lists its product as hypothetical. Gene Ontology annotation, molecular function: aminoacyl-tRNA deacylase activity. Bases 1 to 708 code for a protein of 235 amino acids. The record is from RefSeq and is a predicted model, not a curated record. The transcript has 2 exons. Lineage: Eukaryota; Rhodophyta; Florideophyceae; Gigartinales; Gigartinaceae.
AUGACACAAUCAUCAUCAACAACGGAACAGCUGGAGCCGCAGAAAAUUCUUUUGGAACUGACUUGCAAGGUAGAAGCUCUGGAAUCUUCAGGUAAAUUUGUUCCGUCUUCAAAAAGCAGACGUCCCGAGGCUGCGACAGAUCCGUUUGCGCUGCGAGUGUUGGUCGCGGCGACUGCUGCUGGUUUCACGAAAACACUAUUCACACGUUGCCCUGACGAGUAUUACUCAUGGCCACUCGAGAAAAGACGCGGCUUGCUACGUGGAGCUAGCUUGCAUCACCUGACAAAAUCGAUAGUAUUGCAAAACACUCGUCACGACGGUGAUCAUAACCCAGAUGAUGUGCUUCGCUCCAAGUUUCUUUGCUGCGUCGUACCGUAUUCAACCAAAAUCAAUUCAGAUGCACUUCGCGAUGCUGUGCGGAAGCUUUUUGGAGAACGCGGUUUACAGGUCCCCAGCGCUCGCCACUUCAACUACAGGCUUGCUGAAGAUUGCAUUGGUGUGACAGGGUACGAGCCUAACGCUGUUACUCCACUCGGCCUCAAAACGAGAAUGCCAGUCGUGCUCGCAAAGCAGAUUGCUCAGCUGGAUCCCCCCACCUUUUGGCUGGGAGCUGGAGAAGUGUCGCUCAAGUGGCGUGUUGAACUUGACGAAUUUGUCUCUGCCUUCAAUCCUGUUGUCCUUGAUUUUGCGAUAUCUGAAGAAAGCUAACGAGUGCUCAUCGCCAUUCGAAAUGAGCAAUACCUCUGUUACGCUGCUUUUCCUGAGUUUCUACUACAUUAUGAAGCACGACGGAAGAGUAGGAACAUUUUUCUGUGGUGCGUUUGCUGGAAAGGCACGACAAGCUUAGAUAGGCCAACUGCAAUACUUCAUCAUUUUUGAUCUGGUUUAUCAAACAAAUCAUCGGUGUACAAUGGGUAGGAAGGAGCCUAGGGCGAAACUGCGCAUAGAAGCUUAGACUGCUAGUUUAAGUUGCUAUCCGGAUCACUCCCGUAAGCCAAAAGUGGCGAAUUUAAGACUUCGGUCAAUCGAGGUUC